Neoarthrinium moseri is the source of this 801-nucleotide messenger RNA. RefSeq lists its product as uncharacterized. Lineage: Eukaryota; Fungi; Ascomycota; Sordariomycetes; Amphisphaeriales; Apiosporaceae. The transcript has a single exon. Gene Ontology annotation, biological process: protein depalmitoylation. The record is from RefSeq and is a predicted model, not a curated record. Bases 1 to 801 code for a protein of 266 amino acids. Gene Ontology annotation, cellular component: cytoplasm. Gene Ontology annotation, molecular function: palmitoyl-(protein) hydrolase activity; carboxylic ester hydrolase activity.
AUGGAACUAGCGCGGUCGGUGGUGCCGCCCGAGGCGGCGCACACGCACACGGUCAUCUUCCUGCACGGCCGGGGCGGGACGGCGCAGGAGCUGGCCGAGCGCCUGCUGAUGCUCAAGGACUCGUCGCGCCGCUCGCUGGCCGACAUGUUCCCGUCGGUGCGGUGGGUGUUCCCCCAGGCCGAGCUGCUGUUCUGCGAGCAGGACAACCAGGACUGGUCCCAGUGGUUCGACGUCUGGAACACGCUCGACUACACCGACAGAGAGGAGGUGCAGGCCCCCGGGCUCCGGCAGAGCGUCGAGGCCAUCAUCCGGCUCGUCCACCAGGAGGCCUACAAGGUCGGUGGCCUUGACAAGAUCGUUCUGGCCGGCUUCAGUCAGGGCGGGUCCACGGCGAUGCAUGUCCUCCUAAAUCUCCCUUCAUGGAACGGGUCGAAUCCAGACGACUAUGUGACCCCUUCAGAACCCCCGAAAGUCCAACGCCUCGCCGGCCUCAUGGGAUUCAGCUGCAGGAUGCCCUUCCCAGGUGGCACCUUGGCCGAGACUAGGGAAGUCCUUGCAUUGGAGACGGAGCCAAGCGACGAGAUUCUGCGGAACACCCCCGUCUUCCUGGCCCAUUGUGCAGAUGAUCCAGUCACAUUUGUUGAAUACGGCCGGCAGCUGGCCAGCACGCUAGAGUCGUUCGGUGUUCAGGGCAUAUCGCGGGAAUACCCCGAGGGAGGCCACCGGGUGCAGGUUCCGCAGGGAAUUGAUGAUAUUGUCAUAUUUCUAGAGGCCCAAGGCUUGGAGGCGGUACGUUCUUGA